GUGGCAAGACUGGCAGGAUGGUCAAGGUUUCUUGCUCCUCUGGUUCUGGCAACACUGUCAUCACAUUUGCUCUUCCUUUAAAAAUUACGAGAAAAUAAGCGUGAUGGUAUUUUGGAAUGGAAUUUGUCAACAGCCUUUCAUACAGUUUUGGCAGUUACAGAUGCCUAGUGUGCCUAGUAGGAGCAUUUUGCCCAGCUAUGUAAAGAUGAAAAAACAGCCAUUUUAUGAUGAAAAACAAACAUUUCUCUGGUCUUUCUAUCUAUCACCAGUAUUUAGUUACCAGAGGAGUUAUAGAUUUGUUGCUGAUCAGGAGACUGCCAGAGCUGUCACCAAAGAUGACAAUAAGAUUUUGCUGAGGUUCUGCUUGAUGGAUUUGUCAGGUGAACAAGAUGACAAGUUUCCCCCAGAACUCAAGGUCCUUGUCAAUGGAAUAGAACUUGACACUAAGGGUGGCCCAUUCCCGAUGGACAUCACGGCAUUGUGUAAAAUCACGUGUGAUGCACUCAAUCUUAUACAGGUAUCCAGUAUAGGACUUGGAAAUUACUAUGUAAUUUCUGUGUCAUUAGUGAAAAAGCUUACUGUCAGUAACCUUAUUGAAAAGCUAAAGACCAAGAAACCCUUAACAAUGCAAGACACCCAAACCCUAAUCAAGAAACAGUUAAGGGGAGAGACACUGAGUGAGGACACAACAGCAACAAUUAUCCAGUGUUCUCUGAUGUGCCCGCUAUCCAUGACCAGGAUAGUAGUUCCCUGUCGAGCUACGUCGUGCCACCAUAUACAGGUCUUUGAUGCUAUUGUCUACUUUCGGGUGAAUGAACUAAAAUCAAAUUGGAUUUGUCCUGUGUGUAAUUCUCCGGCACUCUUCCCCAGUCUUGUUAUUGAUGGGUAUUUUCAGAAGGUGUUGGAAGAAGCACAGACUUGUACAAGAGUGUCGCUCAAGGAGGAUGGUACGUGGACUCCAGUUCUAGUCGGUGACCAGCAAGAUGAAUCGGAGAAAUCUCAGAGAAUCACUAAAAAGAGGGCGAUUGAAGUCAUUACUAUUGAUAGUGAUGAUGAGGAUCAGUGUGCAGGGAAAGAGUUUGGGAGCACAGAACAGAAAGAAAUGGACCAUGGAAGUGAAGCCCAGACAGCAUUGUCCUCGUCCAAGCGUUGUCGUGGAGAGACUCAACCACUUGCUUCAGUUAAUAAGUUUGGGAGCACAGAACAGAAAGAAAUGGACCAUGGAAGUGAAGCCCAGACAGCAUUGUCCUCGUCCAAGCGUUGUCGUGGAGAGACUCAACCACUUGCUUCAGUUAAUAAUUUGGCAGCAAAGAAAAAGAGAAGGAAGCGUCAGAGGAAACGCUGGUAAUCGUGCAAGUUAGUUUUGGUCGGCACUGGAGACAAAUGGAAACUGCUUAAUUUACUCGCAAGUAAAGGCACAUGGGGAGUAAUGAUUUUCUAGGAUUUCAAUUCAUCUUUUUCUUAGAAAGGAAAACAACAAGUAGAACUGAAAAUAACUAGGAUAGAACUCUUUAUUUACACAUUGAAAUGCAACUAACACUUGCCAUUUUAACUGAGUCUGUGAAAGUGCUCUCUUGCUAUUUUAGUCACCUGUCUCUAAAUAUAUCUUGAUUAUUUCUUUAUUUUAAAAUAUUUUAUUGAGAGAUGCAAAAUAAGAUUGGUGAAGAGAUUUUUUGUGUUCAUAUUUUUUUAUUGCUAGGAAUUUUUCAGCAUGUACCUUGUGUUCAGAUGCAGCAAACAUUGUGAGGUUUUACAAGUACUAGUGAUUCCUAGUAUUGGAACUGAACAGAGAAGUCUGUUAUAUAUCGAUGUCCUGUUACAUAUUUUUAUCUACAGUUGUUUUAAACAUAAUGUAAAUAAUGAACCCUUCAAAUAUUUUUAUCUACAGUAGUUUUGAACAUGAUAUAAACAAUAAAAACUUCAGAUAUUUUUAUCUAUAGUAGUUCUGAACGUAAUGUAAAUUACGAAGCCUUCACAUGAACCAUAUGACAAAUAAAAGACACACAACUGUGGCUGGAACAAUUUACAAACAGCUGGCACUUAACAGAGGAAGCUUAUGACGUGUUGGUCUGCCCAGCUGCAUCUUAAUGUCAUGACUUAAUUGCUGGCAGUUUAUGAACAGGUGGUAGGUUUGAAGGCUUCAUCAGUGGUUACUUAGUGAAGUAUGAAUCUUUAACCCUUUGACUGUCGAAGGGCCCAAUCCUGAAGUUGCUCCUGGUGUCGCAAAAUAUUCGAAAAAAUAAAAAAUUAUUUUUUCUUAUGAAAUGAUAGAGAAUCUUUUCCCGAUUGUAAAGACACCAAAAAAACGAAAUUUGAUGGAAAACUGACGGAAUUAUGCUCUCGCGAAGUUAGCGACUUCGGCGAUAUUUAAAAAUCGGCAAUUUCGCCCACUUUGAGCCCUAUUUUCGGCUAAUUCCGUUAUUCCAGUCAACCAAACUCAUAACUAUUUCUUCAGAACUCUAUUUUUUCUAUCGAUUGAGCACAAGAAACUGCCCAUUUACCGAUUUCAACUACCCAGUAACAUGGUCAGAAAUUUGCAAUUUGGCCAAUUUCACGAAAAUUAAAAAAUACGACAAUUUCAAAAUAAGGUCCAGAAUGAACAAUGCAGACAUUCCUGGCUCUAAAAUAAGAUUUUCUUUGUUCAUCAGUCAUGUCUCCAGGUCCCUGUGAUAUUACUCUUGCUUUUUAUUUUGAAAUUUUAUUCAAACAAAAAAUAGAAGAUUUACUGUUAUGCAGACUACUGCAAUACUUUAAUAAUUGUAAAAAUUACAUCAACCCAUUCAUGACUGCGUAUUAGAAUGGCUAUUUGGACAUUUAUUGGACAAUGACAUCAUUUGUUUACUUUUGAACAUCGGCAAAAAUCAAACAUUUCCUGUACUUUGUGCUCCAUUUCCAGGUUCUUUUUAUAGUAAAAUUAAUCAAAAUCACCUCCAUUUCUAUAAUAUAGUUUCCAUUCUAUCAAAUGAGACCAAGAAAACGAGAAUACAACCACAAAUACUAUACGAAAAUAGACCACAAAGUCGGCAUUUUAAUUAAAAAAAACGGUCGGAGUUUUUUUUUUCUCAUUAUGCACUGCGUGCUCCAGGAUUUUUUUUAUGUGGUGCACACUGACCACACAGACCCAUUCUCUCACAUGUGGGCCUACUAGCUUUCUCCUGCCUGAUUUGAAGCCGCUAGAAUUUAUGAGUAUAUAUACGUCAAACACGGUACCUCACAAACGUAUAUAUACGGCCGCGACAGUCAAAGGGUUAAAUUAUAAUUUGUGCCCUUGUGAUAGAGUAAAUAAGUUGCAAAUAGUAAGUUUGUACGUGAAAAUCCUUUCUAGGUGGAGAGGUCCUUGUUAUAGGGAAGGGGCUUCUAAUCCAAGGAAUUUAAAGUUUUCUCCCCAUCCUUGGAUCAAAUCUAAAUACUUUUCACUCCUUCCUUGCACUUACUCUUACUGACAUCAACAUGUCGGUUCUCUGAACCAUUCAUCUACUCUUCCUUGCUGAUAAUCCCACCUUUGAUGCAGAAUCUCAUUGACUUUCUAACAGAAACUAGGGUUUAGUGCUUAGUUAUCAUUAUAAUAAUAACAGAAACUAACUUCUUGUACCAACUUUCAUUUUAAUUUGCCUCUUGCACUCUCCCCUGCUUCCUUUACCUUAUCCUUGCACACACUAGUCCCUCACACUCUCAUAACCUUCACAUAUUCCUUCUUCAGCACGUCCCUCCAUGCUGUGCUAUAUGACCCUUUCAGGUUUUGCUCUUAAUUAUAUUAUUCCUUUGUCUCUUUUAUUUUGGUCUUUUUCAUGGAGAUUAUUUCCUUUUUUUGUGUGGGAAAUUCACCUUAUAUUAAAUUUUAUUUAUUAUGCCAACUCUAACUUUGCUUGUUGGUUCAUUAGUUAAUGAGCUAUCAGCUAAGGGUAUGCUGCCCUUAGCUGAUAGCUCCCUUCAGUGUUUUGAUACUGUGACCUGAACGUGUUGAGAGCACUUUGUGAAUAUAAUGACAAUCAAUGAUAACGUGAAAUACAGCUGAUAGCCUGAAGAAAACUGAAUUACUAUCAGCCUAAUUUAACAGUUUCCUGGUGGUAGUUGGGUCACUCCACUCCAUAUGCCGGAUGAUGCUGUGGGAAGACAUCCAUCAGGUGGCUAUCCAGCAGUCCCUCUGAUGACAAAAGUACAGUAAGAUCCCUGUAUCCGUGGGGAAUACGUUCCAAGGACCUGCCAUGGAUAUCGAAACCGUGGAUAGUAGCAAACUCUAUAUAUAAGCCCUAUACAUGCCUAUUAUAAAGUUUAAUUGAUAAAUUAUGCAUAAUAAGUGGAGAAUUAUCACUUCACUGAUGGGAAGCACUCUGAAGAACUGCCAGCUUUUCUACUUUUGCACCUUGGAGCCAUUAUUAUGCAAAAUUAAGAGGUAUUUUGGGCCACAGUAAACCGUGGAUAACUGAAAUCAUGGGUGCCGAAUCAGUGGAUAUGGAAGUUCUACUUAUACCAGUGAGGGUUGGUUGCAGAUCCCACUAACUCCCCCAAUACCAGGUGGCACUCUGGACACCUGGCAGAAUAUUAUGGAUCAUAGUCAGUAUAUCCAGUUGGCAGAGGUCCUAACAAUCAGUCCUUUGACCUUGUUGCAUUAACUGUGGCAUCUCCUUUGAGAAAGUGAAAUACUUCUGUCUGAAGGAAAAAAAAGAAGUCUGCCAUACAAUAUGGCAGCAACUCAGCUCAGUCACCAAGGAAAACUACCACAACUAUUCUGUCUCAGAGUUGCCCAACGCUUGAUACCUAGUAGAAAUCUCUUAACACACUCACCUCAGUAUGUAUUCAAAUUUUAAAAAAAUUCUCACCUCAGGUAAUUACAAAUAAGAAGCUCGUCUAUCUUGUGCUCGGCAGAUGGAGAAUCAAACCUUCACCACGUCUUGCGCUGAAUGACCCUUGUGGGUUUAGCGCUUAGCAUGAAUUAUUUUUAUUCCCUCUUCUUAGCCCACUGUAAUUUUCCAUACCACUGCACCCACUCCACCUGCUUCACCUAAUCCUUGAACCACAGCCUUAAAGAUUAAAAAAUCAAGCAGUCUUCAAAACUACCUUCCAACCUAUUUUCCCUUCAUGCUUUCUUUUCUGCAACCACUGAUCUUACAUCUGACAGCUGCAGCAAUACAUUCCUCCACAUCUUUUCAGUACUCCACUUGUGCCCACACAGACCCCCUGUCUCAAGAGACAACUAACCUUCCACAGCCUCUUUCUAGCCAGCUGCCAGUGUGUUUCCUCUCUGCUCCAGACCCUUUUGGGUCUAGCACUUAUGAUUAUAUUACUAUUCCUCUGCUCCAUGUUUAUCUUCCACCUGCAGUGCUGUAUAACUUUUUCAGGUUUAGUGCUUAAUAGAUUACAUUAUUAUUUUCUUCUUCCACCUCUUGAAUCACACUACCCUAACUACAGAAACUAUUGAAGGCAUACAGAAUUUAUUGAAGACACAAAGCUCAAAAUGGACCUCGACAGACUUUAACUUAAAUGAGGAACAUCAACAGGAAUGUGCUGUACAACCCUUUCCAGUUUAGCUCUUACCUUCUUUAUAUCAUUGUUCAACAGGAUUGUCUUCCAAAUCUAAAGGGACAAAUAUAACACAUGAUGCUGAUAGAAAUUAUCAGAAGCUGUAAUGGAUAACAAGACCAACAGCUUGCUUGCUCCAUAAGGUUAUCCCUUCAAGGAAGAUUCCUUGAUGUUGGUAAGGGGCUUUUAAUCUAGGGAAUUGGAUCUGUGCUGCAGUUCCUGAAUUAAGCC
Molecule: messenger RNA, 5751 nt
Organism: Cherax quadricarinatus
Lineage: Eukaryota; Metazoa; Arthropoda; Malacostraca; Decapoda; Parastacidae
Product: E3 SUMO-protein ligase PIAS1
Biological process (GO): regulation of transcription by RNA polymerase II; protein sumoylation
Cellular component (GO): chromatin
Molecular function (GO): SUMO ligase activity; transcription coregulator activity; zinc ion binding
Source: RefSeq, a predicted model, not a curated record